This is a messenger RNA of Mycosarcoma maydis (corn smut), 2112 nucleotides long. Its product is annotated as putative 60S ribosome biogenesis nucleolar G-protein. Bases 1 to 2112 code for a protein of 703 amino acids. The transcript has a single exon. The record is from RefSeq and is a predicted model, not a curated record. Gene Ontology annotation, molecular function: RNA binding; GTPase activity; GTP binding. Gene Ontology annotation, cellular component: nucleolus. Lineage: Eukaryota; Fungi; Basidiomycota; Ustilaginomycetes; Ustilaginales. Gene Ontology annotation, biological process: ribosomal large subunit biogenesis.
AUGGCGACGAUCAAGACCCCCAUCGCUCCGGUUCCGACCGCGAACGACUUCCUCGAUAUUGUUCUCUCCAAGACACAACGAAAGACGCCCACCGUCGUUCAUCCAGGAUGGAAAAUCACACGUAUCCGCUCCUUCUACAUGCGCAAGGUCAUGUUCACCAAGGAUGCUUUUGCAGAGAAGCUUGACGCCAUUCUCAAAGAGUUUCCCAUCAUGGAUAACCUGCAUCCCUUUGUCUCGUCGCUCCUCAACGUCCUCUAUGACAAGAACCACUACAAACUUGCGCUCGGUCAGCUCAACACUGCCAAGCACCUCAUUGAGCAGGUCUCCAAGGACUACAUUCGCCUUAUCAAAUUUGGCGACUCGCUCUAUCGAUGCAAGCAGCUCAAGCGUGCAGCGCUUGGUCGUAUGGCCACCAUCAUGAAGCGUCAGAAGGAUCCUCUUGCCUACCUCGAGCAGGUCCGCCAGCACAUGUCGCGUCUUCCUCCCAUUGAUCCCAGUACGCGUACCCUCCUCAUCUGUGGUUAUCCCAACGUUGGCAAAUCGAGUUUCAUCAAUAAGGUCACCCGAUCCGACGUUGAUGUCAAGCCCUACGCUUUUACCACCAAGUCGCUCUUUGUCGGUCACAUGGACUACAAGUACCUCCGAUGGCAGGUCAUCGAUACUCCGGGAAUCCUUGACCACCCUCUAGAGGAGAUGAACACCAUCGAGAUGCAGUCCAUCACCGCACUCGCACAUCUUCGUGCCGCCGUCCUGUACUUUAUGGAUCUCUCCGAGCAGUGCGGCUACACCGUCGAGGCUCAGGUGCAGCUCUUCAACAGCAUCAAACCUCUGUUUGCCAACAAGCCUUGCGUUCUUGCCAUCAACAAGACCGAUGCUAAGCGCCUUUCCGAUCUCGAGCCCGAGCGCGCCGCUUUAGUCCAAAGCAUCAUCGACGAGUCGGACGGCAAGGUCAAACUUGCCGAGCUGAGCACAUACACCGACGAGGGUGUCAUGGAAACCAGAAAUCUCGCCUGCGAUGUGCUACUCGCAUCGCGUGUAGAGACCAAGAUGAAGGGCAGCAAGAUCAACACUGUUCUCAACCGACUUCACGUUGCUCAGCCCAAGUCGCGCGAUGACGUCGAGCGCUCUGCUUACAUUCCCGAGGCCAUCGCCAACGGUUCGAUCAAGAAGUUCGACCGUAAAGAUCCUGAACGUCGCAAGACACUGCGGGACGAACAGGAGGAGAACGGCGGUGCCGGUGUUUUCAACAUCGACAUUAAGCGCGACUACAUGCUUGCCAACGACGAGUGGAAAUACGACCACAUUCCCGAAAUCUACGAGGGCAAGAACAUUGCCGACUUUGUCGACCCCGAUAUCCUCGACAAACUCGACGCUCUCGAGCGCGAGGAGGAGAAACUCGAAGCCGAAGGUUUCUACGCCGACAGUGGCGAUGAGGAAUCCAUCGUUGACGAAGAGGAGGAGGCAAUUCGCACUGCGGCUGCAGCCAUUCGCGAGCGCCAGCAAAAGGCCAAGCUCGCCGCACAGGACCGUAGCAUGGUCAAGAACCAGGCACGCGUGCCGCGCAAGUUCCAGGAACGCACCUUGUCCCAGAUGGCCGAGCGAAUGCGCGAGAUUGGUGUCGACCCAAGCAGCGUCACUGCUCGUGCUGAAAUGCUCGCCAAGGCCAAGGGCCUCACCGGCAAGCGCAAGCGAUCCGGUGCCGAUGAUGACGACGAUGAAAAUAUGGACGAGGAUGACCAAGACGCUGACGAGGCUGCCUGGGAGGAUGACGAAGACAUGGACACUGAGGAGGCCGACACUAGUGCCUCGAGAAAAGCGCGCAAGAGCAACGUGGGUGGACGUCUACUUUCGUCGACCCAGGCGCCUGUCAAUCGUUCCGGUGGCCACGUUAGCGCGCGCGCAGGGCCAGCGCGUGUCUCGGCAUCCGAUCGACAGCUCGCCGGUCUCAAGAACUCGGAGCAGCUCGAAAAGGCAAGGAAGCUGCGCGAGCUGGCGCUUCGACCAGGAAACUGGCAUGCAAAGGCCGGAGAGUCGGAUCGUGUUAUCAAGGAGAAGAAGCCCAAGUGGCUCUUUGCGGGCAAGCGUGGCAAGGGUACUUCGAGGUCGCGUUAA